This is a messenger RNA of Eutrema salsugineum, 1398 nucleotides long. Its product is annotated as nuclear transcription factor Y subunit gamma. Gene Ontology annotation, biological process: regulation of DNA-templated transcription. Bases 722 to 1180 code for a protein of 152 amino acids. Gene Ontology annotation, molecular function: protein heterodimerization activity. Lineage: Eukaryota; Viridiplantae; Streptophyta; Magnoliopsida; Brassicales; Brassicaceae. Gene Ontology annotation, cellular component: nucleus. The record is from RefSeq and is a predicted model, not a curated record. The transcript has a single exon.
UUGUCUAGAAGAGUUUUUUUCCUCUCUCUCUCUUCUCUCACUAUAAUCUUUGAGAGAGAGAGAGCACUUUUUCUCUCCAUCUGUAAAUAUUUCCGAUCAAAAUCGGAUCUUCUCUUCCGUUUAUCGGAGAAUAAUCUUCGGCUUUGACCGAUAAUAAUUUUCCGACAUAGUCGGAUUGUGUGUUUGCCCUUUCUUCUCUGACUUUUGGAACCUCUUAUAAGUGAGGCGGUGAUAAAAUCCGGUGUGAAAGUUCGUGAUUCUACUUCUUCAAUUUAGGUAUCAUCCUCUCUUGAUAGGGAGAACUCUCCCCAGAAUCCCAUCGUGAGCCUUUAAGGCAAAGGGAUCAAUCCAGAGUUGCAGAUGAUUGGUGGUUUUUAUGAAGAAGCUAGUUUGCUGUUCAAUUUUUCACCGGAUUUCAAUGGAGAAGAAAAUAAACGAAGAAGGAACAACAGAUUCAAGGUGAAUGCAGUCCCGAUUGGAGUUUUAACUCAGUUUAAACUCUUCGGGUUUCGGUUUUACGGCGGAGCUCUAACCGGCGAAGCAUCGACAGCAUCUUCAUCCCGUUGCCGACAUUCAACCCAGACCUUCCACGUGUUUACCAUGUCUCCAUAUUAUCAAUCUUUAUCUUCUUUGAUUUGGGUUAUAAUUGGGUUUUUUUAAAAGUUGUGGGUCUUAACAUCUGUUGUAAUCUGCUCGUUUAUGGGCUUAAUAUCAAUGCAAAAUGACGACAAAAAAAAUCAUCAUCAUAAUUUUCGAACCAAUAAAAAAAACAAAAACCAAUUUCUUUUUCAUGGCGGAAGAAGAGACGAUUCGACCGGAGUUUCCAAUCACAAGGGUGAAGAAGAUCAUGAAACUCGACAAAGACAUCAACAAAAUCAACUCGGAGGCACUUCACCUCGUCACCUACUCCACCGAGCUCUUCCUCCGCUUCCUCGCCGAGAAAUCUUCGCUAGUUACGGCGGAGAAGAAGCGGAAAACGGUUAACCUCGAUCAUUUGAGAAUCGCCGUGAAAAGACACCAACCCACGAGCGAUUUCCUCCUCGACUCUCUCCCUCUCCCUUCCGCUCAGCCCGUCCGAGUCGCUAAAACUGUGUCGGAGAAGAAGCCGCCUCCUGUCGGUACCCGUCGCAUCGACCAGUUCUUCUCUAAAGGGAAGGAGAAGAAAACUGAUUCCCCCUAAAUUGAAAGUUCCUCUUUGCUUUUUUGGGUUUUGGUUAAUUUCUAGUGAGAAUCUGACCAUUUGGAUCGAGAUGAUAUGGCAUUUAUAAAGAUAUUAUCUUUCUUCUAUCUUUUAUCUUACAUGUUCAUGAUUCUCUAAUUUAGAGUAUAGAAGUGAAACAAUCAAAGCUAAGAACUUUGAUAAAUCAGUGUGAUAUUCCUCAGGUUUAACCGUGUGAU